UAAAAAAUAAAAAUGCAGAUUGGCCAGACCUGCCCUCUUCUAGAACCGGGUAGUUCAGCGCUCCGGCGAUUCUCAGUAGAUGACUCUCCGUCUCUUCGCACAUUGCACAAGAGGAGUAAACUGGCUAGUGUACGCCAGUUAGGAGCCGUCCUCUAUUCCAAUAUCUUUCGGAGCUGUUGUUGACAUUCAACCAACACUGAAGGGAACUUGUCAAAAAAGUUAACAUUUUGGAUAGAUCAUAACGAGCGCAUUUACCCAAACGUGUAGGUCCUCGUUAAAGACUGUCCUCCCGGGAUGUUCGACCUAACAAAGGAAUGGAAUCUGUCGUUCGCCGGCUGCGGGUUCCUGGGGAUCUAUCACAUCGGAGUGGCCAGCUGCCUGUUGGAACAAGCGCCCUACCUCAUCAAAGGUGCCACCAAGAUUUACGGAGCUUCAGCUGGAUCCCUCUCCGCCUCGAUGCUCGCCAGCCAGGCAUCCAUAGCUAAGUGCUGUGAGGAUGUGAUCGAGACAGUCAAGGAGGCCCGGAAGCGUAACCUGGGUCCCCUCCACCCCUCCUUCAACCCGGUCAAGAUCAUCAGGUCGGGCCUGGAGCGUGACCUGCCCGCCGACGCGCACACACUCGCCUCCGGGAGGCUGUGUGUGUCACUCACUCGCGUGUCUGAUGGACAAAACGUCAUCGUGUCCGAGUUCAAGUCCAAGGAGGAGCUCAUCCAGGCACUGCUGUGUAGCUGUUUCAUCCCCAUAUACUGUGGCCUGAUCCCUCCAUCCUUCCAAGGAGUGCGUUACGUGGAUGGGGGAAUAAGUGACAACCUUCCUCAGUCGGAGCUGAAGAACACCAUCAGCAUCUCUCCGUUUUCGGGCGAAAGUGACAUCUGUCCACGGGACACCUCCUUCAACUUCCACGAGCUUCGUCUCACCAACACCUCCAUCCGGUUGAACCUGAGCAACAUGUACCGCCUCAGCAAGGCCCUGUUCCCCCCAGAACCCAAGGUCAUGGCAGAGAUAUGUCAGAGUGGCUACAAGGACGCCCUUCGCUUUCUUGAGGAGAACCACUUGCUGAAGCUGGAGUGUCCGACUGCCGGCCCCAACCCCAACCUAUCAGAAGCCGCCUGCUGCAAGCCCAUCGCCAUGGAAACAACAAAGAACUGGAUGUUCUGGCGGCUCCGCCUCCUGAGGAAGCAACACUGGUGGUUGGAUGAGCAGAUUGUUGAAAACCUGCCAACCCAAAUCAAAAAAGUGUUUUGUGAGGCGUGCCAGCAGAAGCCUGGUCUGUAUGCUCAGGUGUCCGAGAUGCUGCCGGUCAGAGUGGCCUCCUACAUGCUCCUGCCCUGCACACUACCUGUGGUAUCAGCCUACUCAGUGGGCAAGAGGUUUGUGGAGUGGAUCCCAGAGGUGCCUGCAGAUAUGCGUUGGCUAGCUGGGGUGGCUGGGGAUGUGGCUGGGAGCGUGUACAGACAGACCCGGAGAGGAGCACCAGCAGACAUAACCAGUGAUGGUUCCCUGAGGAAUUGCAUGAGCCUGCCCCUACCCCUGGACAGUGACGGACCCAGGGAGAGAGACUGUCACCUCUCCGGGUUCGCUCGUUCUGUUCUCAACUUCCAAAGCCAAUACUGGAACAUCCCCCCCCCCCCUUCCCACUGCUCCACCAGCCCCCACACGCCCAGCCCCUCCCCACGACAGAUCUGCUUCAGUGUUCAUUUUGGCACUCUUUUUUAGAUUCAUUCUAGUCUGGCAUUUUGACUAAAAUAUUAUUCAAUCUUAGUCACAUUUUUGUGAUUUGAAUAAUGAUUUAAUCAUUGUUAAAAUGACAAAAACAGAGCCAUUUUAGUCAACUGAAUGCACUUUAAUUUGAGUCAUAUUUUAGUCACUUCACAUUUGUAUUGCCUCAUUAGCCACAAACCACAUAUCCAUCCAGAGUUUUUAUGGGAGUAAAGUCAAACCAAAGAUUUUUAUAACUAACCCAAGAUGGACCAUAACUACUGAGAUGGUAGGCUAUUCAAGAAAAAAGUUGUUCUAUCUAACGUCCAAGCAGGAAAGCGUGAUUCCAGAUACAGUAUUUUGAUGUGCAACCUAAUCCAGUGAUUGUCAUGAAUUGCGAGUUGAUAUAUUUAUGAAUUGUGAGUUGUUAUAUUUUGUUAAAAUAGGUUUCCAGAAUUUUCGGAUAUUUUUUGUUCAAUAGAGAUGAAUUUGCCUAUAUCGUUAUGUGCACUAAUAUCAUAGACAAAUGUAUUUUGGGGCUUAUACACCACAUGAUAAAGUAAAAACUCAAAACACAUUAGCUAGAUCACUAAUACUAAAUAUAAUACCCACUGCUAGUAGCCAUGUAUUCAUCUAAAAGUAAAUGUAAUGUUUGUUGCAGUUGUAGCCCUGCUACCCUAUGCACUCGCAAUAGCGCAUUUCGCAGGCUUCGUAUCUUAAAGCCAUAUCUAAUAUUUUGAUUGUAAAAUAGUUGCUAUUUUUUUUAUUUAACUAGGCAGGUCCGCUAAGAACAAAUUCUUAUUUACAAUGCCGGCCUACACCGGCCAAACCCAGAUGACCAAUUGUGCGCCGCCCUACGGGACUCCCAAUCACUGCUAGUCAUGAUACAGCCUGGAUUUGAACCAGGGUGUCUGUAGUGAUGCCUCAACCACAGAGAUGUAGUACCUUAGACCGGAUUCGGAUAGGCAAAAAAUGGUCAUGUGAUCGAAUAGCUUUGGGAUCCAGAACUGUUCGACACACUAUUGACUCAAUCAUGUCUUUUGAUCACUCCACCAAUCAUAUUUUAUUCUACAGUACACAUUGUAAAACAUUUAACCAGCUCACCACCUCUGCCAGUGAAUUAUUGUUUGGAAAUGCACAUUUUAUAAAUCACUUCGUCUAGUUUUACCAGAUAACGUGUUAUCACUACCUACUUACCUACAGUACCUAACUACCUGCGUUCAGUCAAAUGUAGCAUUCAUGCCUCCUUCCCAAUGGACUGUUGACCUGAGUUGACGUUGACUUCCUUGACUAAGAGCUGUGUGUUUUCCUGACUACUAUUAGACAGGACCCUUGAACUGAACUAUGAACUACUGUGAUGAGCUGUGAUGUCAAGAAAUUUGAAUCACAAUAUCUCUCAAUGUUGACCAUUGCUUUUGAACAAUAACUUUAGGUGCAUAGGAUUCACAAUUUUAAUGGCAUAAUCAAAUGUCAAAUUUAAGUUACCACACUGCCCCAUUUAUAGUAGGGUACAUACUGUACUUGUAUUUAUAAUGUGUGUAACACUGUGAAAACCUCUACCUACUUGUCCCUAAGAUGGCAGGUGGUUAAGAUGUCCCUAAGAUGACCUAGUGGUUAGCGGUAUAUUUCUUAAAUAUACUUUACUGUUGUUAUUUCACAUUAAGGACCUUAUCUUAAUAACAAACACAACAACUGUUUUUAUGAUGUGACCUUUUGUGUUUAAAUAUACUGUAAGUAUUAAAAUCC
Messenger RNA from Oncorhynchus kisutch (coho salmon), 3444 nucleotides. Its product is annotated as patatin-like phospholipase domain-containing protein 2. The transcript has 9 exons. NCBI's taxonomy places the organism in Eukaryota, Metazoa, Chordata, Actinopteri, Salmoniformes, Salmonidae. Gene Ontology annotation, biological process: lipid homeostasis; triglyceride catabolic process; positive regulation of triglyceride catabolic process. Gene Ontology annotation, molecular function: triacylglycerol lipase activity. The coding region runs from base 295 to 1716 and encodes 473 amino acids. Gene Ontology annotation, cellular component: cytoplasm; lipid droplet; membrane. The record is from RefSeq and is a predicted model, not a curated record.